This is a messenger RNA of Lotus japonicus, 1164 nucleotides long. RefSeq lists its product as uncharacterized. The coding region runs from base 184 to 996 and encodes 270 amino acids. The transcript has a single exon. The record is from RefSeq and is a predicted model, not a curated record. NCBI's taxonomy places the organism in Eukaryota, Viridiplantae, Streptophyta, Magnoliopsida, Fabales, Fabaceae.
CGUUUUAGCGCUCGAAUCCAGUGGGGCCCGCCAUGUAGCGUUUGAAAAUUGAAUCCCACCUUCACCUCUUGUAUUCUAUCAAAGUAAAGUAAAGUAAAGUUAAGUAAAGUUAACUUCCAUUCCAUUCCCGUCUUCCUCUUCUCUUCACAAUCAUCGAUCAAAUUCAUAUUCAUAUUCAUAUUGAUGGGGUGUGUCUCUUCCAAUCUGCUCAACCACGACGACGACUUCUCUCAUCUUGGUAGCACAGCACUUGGCCACCACAUUGUCUCACUCACCUCCACCACCUAUGGCCUCCUCACCCUCGAUCCACAACCACCCCACACCACCGCCCCUUCCACACCCACUCCUUCUCGCUUCACCCUCCCAGAGGUCAUCAACUCCUGGGAGCUCAUGGCAGGCCUCGACACCACCGAAAGCUUCCGUUUCGACAACUCUCACCCAAACCUCCUAACCAAACCCGCUCCACCAUCAUCGCGGUUCCAGAGGAUAUGCCCGCCCAACGGGGAGAACAGGGUGGUCAUCUACACCACCACAUUGAGGGGCGUCAGGAGGACGUUCGAGGCCUGCAACGCCGUCAGGGCAGCAUUCCAAGCCUUUGGGGUGCUGUUCUGUGAGCGAGAUGUGUCCAUGGAUAGCGGAUUCAAGGAGGAGCUCAGAAUGCUCUUCAAGGGGAAGGGGAAGGAUGCUUCAAUGACAAUGGUGGUUCCGCCCAAGGUGUUCGUGAAGGGAUUCUACAUCGGCGGCGCUGAGGAGAUGUUGAAAGUGGCAGAGGAAGGUCUAUUAGGGGAACUGCUUCAGGGAUUGCCCAGAAAACCAGUUGUUGGGGCUGUUUGUGAGGGUUGUGGGGAUCUGAGAUUCUUGCCCUGCUUUAGUUGCAAUGGCAGCUGCAAAAUCGUGAAAGCUCACAAAGAGAAAGAGGGGAGUACUAGGAACAUUGUUGUGAAGUGCAAUGAUUGUAAUGAGAAUGGGUUAGUGCUAUGCCCUGUUUGUAGCUGAUUUUCAUCUACGUACUUUUUCUCUUUAUCUCACUUGUAAUUGUCUGUCAUGGUGAAUUGCCUGUGUUCACCCUUUUUUAAAUUUCCUACAAACAGAUAGAUCUGACCCCUCCUCUGGCUUAUCUGCACUUAUAAUUAAAUUAAUAAUAAUAAUUAGAUUCAACUUUUA